CACAAACACGGUUCGCGGGUCAAACGAAAUAAAACGAAAGAGAAACAACAACAAGUUAUACCAAGUGAGACUUUAACGGGCAAUACAUACAUUACGCCAAGCGUGCGGAAAAAGGAUCAGUAAGGAAGUGUGCGUAUGAUUUUGAAAUUGUGAAAAAAAAACAAGAAACGUGAGACGUGUAAAAUUAUAUAGUAGUAUUUCUUGUAACCGCAAAGAUUUUAAUGGCAAUCACGCGCAAAUUUCGGAAAUUGUGAAAUUUUUCGCUAAACAAAACCAAACCAGAACUGGAAGUGCCCGAAGCAGCACUUACAUUGAAAGUAGCAAGCGUGCAGCCGUUUAUUGCACAUUUAACAAAUUAUUGAGAAUUAAAAUAUUUUAUAAACAAACUCACGAACACACACAGCACAAACAAACAAGCAAACUAACAAAAAAGACAAUAGGGCAUACAAAAAUGUGUGCCAGUGUCAUAAAUCAAAUUAACACCGAAUGCGUUAGCAGCAGCAACAAAAACAAAACAGUCAUUAACACAGCCAGCUGUGACGUCAUGGACAACAGCAACAAUAACAGUCACAUGCUUGCCAGCAGGCGCUGCCACCGUCGGCGCUAUGAGUUCACUGCCACAACACGCUCCGCUGCCCACUCAUCGCUGCCGUCAUCGUCGUCGCGGUCAACUUCGCUGCUGCUGCUCCCGCUGCUACUAAUCGCCGCCUCUGUAUUGCUGUGCGCUCCAAAACCGGCUAAUGCAGUCGCCACAAUGGCUAGUGCUAACAACAAAGGUGCGCGCGAAUCUAUCAGCAACAGCAGCGUAUAUGAAAAAGCUGCAAAUGUCACAGCUGCGGAAACAACAACAAUAACAACAACAAGUGUGUUCCGAAAUACGAAGUGUUUUGUAAUCAUAGACGGCGUCCAAGACAUGCGUGAAGUUGGCACAGUUUGGGUUUCCUCAAAUGACUCUUGCGCUGUACACACUUGCGAAUUCGAUGCAAGCGGUGCCCCCCAGGAGGUCGUCACUAAGGUGGAUUGCGGUCAGUUCUACUGUGAUGUGGAUUCGGAAGUGCGCCCGCAACCGGGUAGCUGUUGUGGAGAAUGUGUACGCACCAAAUGUCGCUUCAACGACACCGUCUACGAUGUGGGUCAGAUGUGGCAUAGUUCCGAUGGCUGCACCAUGUACGAAUGUGCGCCGCUAUCAGGCGCUACCGAUGUUACACCUUUGAUAAAUGUAUUUGAAAAGACCUGUCCGCCUCUACCAUUAGAUUGUCCACGCGAGCAGGUCUAUGUUAAAGACUGUUGUAUGCAGUGUCGUGGCAGUGACGGGAAUAUGGAGCGCAGCAUGUCCAAUUCAGAUAGUAUGCGUGCCGAGAAGGCUGAGGUGUGGAACGAGGAAUUCUAUCGCAAUCAUCCGUGUGUGCGUGAAUGCCAAGCGGAUGCCGCGCCGAUGACAUGCUCUUACACUUUUGUUGUUGAGUGGUAUCAAACUCUAUCGAAGGCUUGCUAUGAAUGCCCACAAAAUACCACAGACUGCGAACGUCCGCACUGUGUGCUGGCCGAUGGUAUCGAACGUAGUGUCAUAGUGGUGAAUCGCAUGAUGCCCGGACCGGCAAUAGAGGUAUGCGAGGGCGACACGAUCGUAGUUGAUGUAACAAAUAAACUACUUGGUGAUAGUACCACCAUCCAUUGGCAUGGCAUUCAUCAGCGCGACUCUCCUUAUAUGGAUGGGACUCCGCACAUUACGCAAUGCCCCAUCUCACCGCAUUCCACUUUCCGUUAUCGUUUUCGCGCAGAUAAUACCGGCACCCACUUUUGGCACUCGCACACUGGCAUGCAACGGGGUGAUGGCGUCUUCGGUGGGCUAAUUAUACGCCAACCACGCGCUAGCGAUCCGCACGGACAACUUUACGAUUUUGAUUUGUCCGAACAUAAGAUGAUACUACAAGACUGGGUGCACGAGGCUGGCGCAAGCAUCUUUGUAGGGCAUCAUCAUUCGCGCGCUGAUAAUAAACCAGUCAAUUUGCUGGUGAACGGACGUGGUCGUUAUUAUUAUGGCAUUUGGAAAGAAAUUAAGGAGGCAGCGAGAACCGAUUUAGCAGCUGAACAAAGUAUGAAGGACGUUAGAUCAAAGCUCAAGUCAACAGCAUUGCCCACAACUACGCCCAUGCCGAUGACUACGCCAACUGUUACGACACCAGUAGUAACUGAUGUAGUAAACCAGCCGAGCAUUGAUUUCCCCAAAUACCAGAUUGACCAACUGCAACCAUCAAAUAAUUCCGGUUUAAAUAUCAUGCGUUUAAGAGAAUCUAAUGAGAUUUUACGCUUAGCUCGUGUGGCCCCAGAAGAGCGUCCGCAGUUGAUCAAUAACUCUGAAGUUAGAUCCAGCAUCGACACAUCAGCUGAUUCCUCCGACGCGCAUCGCGCGAAACGCGCAGUGGGCGAGAUCCCUUUAGAGAAAAUGCCACUGCAAACCUAUCAUGUGCGCCAUGGCUUCCGCUAUCGUUUCCGCAUUAUUAAUGCCGAGUUUCUCAACUGCCCUAUAGCUGUAUCGAUUGAUAAUCACACACUCACGGUAAUAAGUUCUGAUGGUUAUGAAAUUGAACCACUCGAAGUUGGCUCGCUCGUCACCUAUGCGGGGGAACGCUUUGACUUCGUACUAAGUGCAAAUCAAUCCAUCGGUAACUACUGGAUACGCUUCAAGGGUCUCAUGGACUGCAGCGAAGAAUUCACAUCCGCCUUCCAGGUGGGCAUACUGCGCUACGAGGGUGCAGCCAAUGAUGAACCAAACGGUGUUUUAGGUUGGGCGCAUAAGGCAGAGGGCAUUGAGUUGAAUGCGAUGAAUCGGGGUUCAGGAUAUGCGGAUUCGUUGACUGCAGCAGAAAUGACAGCGUUACCAAUUUAUAAUUCGACACCAGGCGUGGAUCGUGAUGCGCUCAAGACCGUGCCGGACUACAAAUUUUUCAUCUACUACGAUUUCUAUGCCAAGGACAAUCCCAAUUUCCAUCCAGUUGAUUACUAUGCUUUCAACAAAACUAUGGGCGCCAACAACAGGGUAUACACACCGCAACUGAAUCACAUUUCGCUCGAGUUCCCACCAAUUUCAUUGCUGGCCGACCGCAACGAUGUGGAUGACUCACUCUUCUGCAACGAAACGAGCCUCCAACAGCAGGGCAUCGAUUGUCGCGAAGAAUUCUGCCAAUGUUAUCAUGUGCUGCAGGUACCACUCAACUCAGUUGUGGAAUUGAUUCUGGUCGAUGAGGGUUUCACUUACGAUGCAAAUCAUCCCUUUCAUUUGCAUGGCAACGCUUUUCGGGUAGUUGCACUCGAGCGUUUGGGCGUCAAUGUAACAGUCGAGAUGGUGAAACAACUCGAUCGCUACAAUUUAAUCAAACGCAAUCUUGAUAACCCGCCAGUCAAGGACACCGUUACCGUGCCGGAUGGUGGUUACACUAUUCUCCGCUUCGAGGCCUACAAUCCCGGCUUUUGGCUAUUUCAUUGUCACAUCGAAUUCCAUGCUGAAAUCGGCAUGGCGCUGAUCUUCAAAGUCGGCGAUAAUGAUCAAAUGAUGUCAGCGCCCAAAAACUUCCCCACGUGCCACAAUUUCAUGAACAGUGAUGCCGAUGAUCCCGUGGAUGAUAACACCACUGCGACCAAUACCAACACAACCGAGUCCUUCACCACAACAACACCUUACACCGGUAGUAGCGCAGCGCUGAGUGCGCGGUGGUACAGCCUACUCUUUGGUCUGUUGAUGUGGGGCUCUUCGUGCUUUGGACUCUUCAGUGCGGCAGUGGGAAUCCGUUGAUUUUAUGAUGGUUUACUAAAAGAGUUAGUGAUUUUAGAGCUUAAUGGAUGCUGGCGGAUAUAUUUAUUGAUUUUUUUUUUUUCACUGAAGCUAUGAGUACAUAACACUUCAAUAGAUCCCACCAGUGAUAAAUAUUUACCAAGGGAGCACUGAAAUGAUUUAAUUUAUUUGUCCGAUUAGUUUGUGCGAAGCUGGUAACAGUAUUUAUUUUUAAGGUAGAAAGGCUUUCAAGAAUAACUGUGAUUAAUUAGUAAAGUAAAAUAGUUUAUUAAUAGGUUUGAUUGUAAAUAGAAGACACGCUGAUUGUGUAUAUUUAAAUAUGAAAUAAUGUACAUAUGUAACUUGGUUUUUAUGAC
Messenger RNA from Anastrepha obliqua, 4149 nucleotides. RefSeq lists its product as uncharacterized. The record is from RefSeq and is a predicted model, not a curated record. Bases 452 to 3793 code for a protein of 1113 amino acids. The transcript is spliced from 5 exons. Gene Ontology annotation, molecular function: copper ion binding; oxidoreductase activity. Lineage: Eukaryota; Metazoa; Arthropoda; Insecta; Diptera; Tephritidae. Gene Ontology annotation, cellular component: plasma membrane. Gene Ontology annotation, biological process: iron ion transport.